Molecule: messenger RNA, 3064 nt
Organism: Musca vetustissima
Lineage: Eukaryota; Metazoa; Arthropoda; Insecta; Diptera; Muscidae
Product: G patch domain-containing protein 1 homolog
Biological process (GO): mRNA processing
Cellular component (GO): nucleus
Molecular function (GO): RNA binding
Source: RefSeq, a predicted model, not a curated record
AUGGCACACCUCUGCCAAUGCUGGAGUUUGGUAAGUUGUUCCCACACGUUUGAAAAAAAUUUCCUCAUACCAUAUCUUCCUCUUGCAGAUGAGGUGGUGCCCACUAAAAAACCUGUCUAUGUCCAAGAUCAAAUAGCCACCGAUGAUCAGGGAAGGCGACGCUUCCACGGUGCCUUUACCGGCGGUUUUAGUGCCGGAUAUUGGAAUACCGUUGGCUCCAAAGAAGGUUGGACCCCACAAUCAUUUAAGAGUUCACGUUCCGAAAAAGCCUCUGGCCAUAGCCAACGUCCGGAGGAUUUUAUGGAUGAUGAAGAUUUGGGGGAGUUUGGUAUAGCACCCAAAGGCCUGCAAAUACAAGAAGACUACACCGGCCCUGAGACGUCUAAAGAACAAAGGAAAAGGAAAUUUUUACAAAGUGAUUUAAAGGCGAUACCAGGAGAACCGGUAUUGCAACAGUUAUUAAGGCCGGUAAAGGAUAAAGUAUCCGUAAGGAUAUUAAAAUCAUGGGGUUGGAGACCGGGCCAGGGUUUGGGUCCACGUCAAACACGCAAGGAAAAGAAAAAAGCCAGAGAACGUAACAAAAAGGAAUUGUAUCUAUUGGAAAAAUAUGGCUGUGAGUUGCCGACAAAUAAAGCUGGCGGGCUUGAUAGCGACGACGAUGAUCAGGAGGAUGAUGAUGACGAUGGAGAUUCUGAUGAGAAUGACAUAACAUUUGCCCCCGAAGAUUUUGAACCCAUUCCGUAUGGGGUUAAAGAAGAUCGUUAUGGUUUGGGUUAUAAACCCCUAAGUCGCCAUUCAGUAUUGGGUGGAAGUAGUCAAACAUCUACUACUUCAACAGGCCCAAAAGAACAUUUCAAUUUAUUCAAACCCCUUGAGAUGGUGGGUAAAAAUAAUCAAAAAAUCUCCUUUGCCGGCCAGGCAUUUGGUGUGGGUGCCCUGGAGGAGGAUGACGAUGAAGAUGUCUAUGCCACCGAUGAUUUGGCACGUUACGAUUUCAGUUUGGAAGAUAAAAAGAAACCCAAGAAAUCGAAAAAAUCUCUAACCCCCGAUGAAUUGAUUUUUGAAGAUUUCCACAUUGAUUUGAAUCCCGAAAGGCGUUUGGAAUAUAAAAUCGAAGUACCAUUUGGUUGGCAGCCACGAAAUUGGUAUGAGAAACGAUCACGCUUCGAACCAUUAGAUCCGAGAUCACAGCGACAAUUGGAUAGAAAAUUUGCUAAACCUCAAGAGCAGUCGGAUGAAACGGAAAUGACGAGGGAAAAGAGAGCAGAACUUUUGGGUGAAGAAAUCAAGAAAAAAGAGCAGGGGAAUUUCGUACCACCAACUGUGGUAAAGCCCACCAUUGAGGAGCUACAAAGGCAGCAAAAGCAACGUCAACAAAAAACUCAAGAUUUAUUGGAGAAAAUUUCGGCUAAAUCUUCCAGUUUUCAGAGGGGAGGUAUUAUAACGCUGGAGGGUGAAGAGAAGCCGGCACCACCUUUAUCAGCUGAAGAAAUUUCUUCGGCCUUCAAACCUUUCGCCAAUGAUGAAGCCAAACAGAAACGUUAUGAGAAAUUCUUGGCAGCCAAUUUACAAAGCGAUUCGGAGAUAGAUGCCUUUCUGAACGAUAUCCAACCCAUAGAGCUGUCGCUGUGGGAUCGGCAAAUGGAGAGGAAGGAAUUUGUACAGGCGAAAAAAUUAUAUCGACCUUUGAAAGGGAUUAUGUCGGAUAGAUUUGUUACCGAAUCCCAAGUACAGGCUGAACAAAAAGUUGCUGAAAUUGAAAAAGACACCUCCAAACCCAUUGUGGUGGAACGCACCAAGAUGAUGUGGAAACCCCACAGUCUGCUAUGCAAACGGUAUAAUAUUGCCGAACCCUAUGGUGGUCUCAUGGAAGAUGAAAAGAAAAAAUCCAAAAGUAAAAACAAAAUGUCUGUAUUUGAUUAUUUGGAAACCUCAGUUAAUCGAAAGGAAGAUUUUCAAACUCCGGUUAUUAUACCCAAGAAUAUUGAGAAACCCCAAGAAUUGGUGAAGCAACAACACAAUGACACUCCCAAAAUAACAGAGGAAAAGGAAGAGACUGUCAAUUUAGAAUGGGAAAAUGUUUUGCAGGGCAAAGCAACAGAAACAACACCCACAACAACUGUAGAAAAAUCCAAUUUUGUUUUUAAACCCAAAACAGAUUUGGAAAAACAAGUUGUGGAAAGUUUCGAUAAACCAAUUACCGAAAAGAAGGAACUAUUUAAAUCCAUAUUUUCGGAUAGUGAAAGUGAUCAGGAAGAAGAAGAAGAAAAACAAGAAGAAAAGAAGGAUAUGUCCUCUCAACUCACAAGUGAUAUUUCUCAUCCCCUAAGUAAACCUUUAAAUGCAGCAGCGGCAAAUUUGCUGAGAAAUAACUCCCCUCCCAGGGGUAUUUUCAAGGCUUUAUUUAAUGUACCCACUAGCAAUGUAAAGGAAACAGUAAAGCCCACAGAAGAAGAGCAAGAAAAAAGAGAGGAAACAAUAACUGUUGUGGAAAAACCAAAAGAAAAAGCUAUUGAAUCCAAACCCGAAAAUGAACCGACAAAAAUUCGCUUUCAACCCAAAUCAUCAAGGGAACCCAAGGUUGCCAAUGCAAAUUCCACAUUUUCAUCUUCCAUUUCCUCAACAACUACCAACUCCACCUCAGAACUUUAUGGUCCCGCUUUGCCAUCAAAACCCAAAACAAAUGAAGAAAAGGUGUCCCCACCAUCAUCAUCUUCCACAUCUGCUGCCUCGGUGGAUGCCAAACUUUUGGAAUUAUUUAAUAAACAUAAACCCUCUGGUUAUAUAAAUGAAGUAUGGGUAGAGAAAUCUUCCAGACAUGAUAGCUCUGAUAGUUCCGAUGAUUCCAGCACAUCAAGUGACAGCUCAAGUUCAGAUGACAAUAGUGUCAAACAUAAAAAGCGUUCUAAAAAAUCAAAGAAAAAGAAAUCUUCAUCGGAUCAUAAACAUAAAAAACACAAAGAUCAUAAUCGUAAAUCAAGUAAAAAGUCGAAGAAAUCUGACAAAAAGAAGAAAAAGAAACACAAGAAGAAAUAAAACAAAUGAGUUGUUGCCAUUUUUUGUU